CUCUGGCUGCCCGUGUUUGUGUCUUGUUGCGCGCGAGAGGAUGCUGGUGUGGAGGCUCCUGUUGUCGGCAGCAGGGUAACCAGGGAGGCUGCCUGGCAAGCCCUGGGCAUCCUCUGCAGCGUGGCAAGGAGCAGCAGCAGGAGGAGAAGCCCCAGCAACGGCUGGGAAGGAAGGCUGAGGAGAUUUGGCUGAGGUCUCAUGAAAGACAGCAGUUCUGUAGUGCUGUCUUUUUUUGGAAAACUGAACAUUUCUUGGCUGAAAAAAAACUCAACCCACAAUGACUUACUAAGGCAUGCAGUGCUGCAAGUAAUGAUGUUUUGCAAAAUGAAAUGAUCAGAAUCUGGCAUCUUAAAGUGGAUAUUCUAUAUAGAAAAUUUAUUUUGCUACACACCAAAAAUGGCCUCCUCAAGGCUAGCAGGAAGAACACCUCGGGAUAUUGCUGGUGUCAUGCAGAGACUUCAAGAUGAACAAGAAUCAGUGCAAAAGCGGACUUUCACAAAAUGGAUCAACACUCAUCUGGCCAAGCGCAACCCUCCCAUGGUGGUCAAUGAUCUGUUCGAAGACAUCAAAGAUGGAAUAAUAUUAAUUGCCCUUUUAGAGGUUCUCUCAGGACAAAAACUGCCUUGUGAACAGGGGAGAAAAUUGAAGAGAAUUCAUGGAGUAGCCAAUAUUGGCACAGCCCUUAAGUUCUUAGAAGGACGGCGGUCCGUGUACAGAGGAUCACCGAUCAAGCUUGUCAACAUCAAUUCAACUGAUAUAGCUGAUGGCAGACCUUCUAUUGUACUUGGACUGGUAUGGACUAUAAUACUAUAUUUUCAGAUUGAGGAACUUACAAGCAACCUUCCACAGCUGCAGUCACUUUCUAGUAGUACCUCAUCUGUGGACAGUGUCGUCAGUUCUGAAACUGCCAGUCCACCAUCCAAACGGAAGGUGGUAACCAAAGUUCAAGGAAAUGCAAAGAAGGCUUUGCUAAAAUGGGUGCAGUACACAGCAGCAAAGCAAGCUGGAAUUGAAGUCAAGGAUUUUGGACGAAGCUGGAGAAGUGGUGUUGCAUUUCAUUCAGUUAUUCAUGCUAUCCGUCCAGAACUAGUGGAUUUGGAGAGGGUGAAAACAAGAUCUAACAGGGAAAAUUUGGAAGAAGCUUUUACAAUUGCAGAGUCUGAAUUGGGAAUCCCAAGGCUUCUUGAUCCUGAAGAUGUGGAUGUGGAUAAACCAGAUGAAAAAUCAGUGAUGACCUAUGUAGCACAGUUCCUGAAACACUAUCCAGACCCCCAUAAUGCUGCAAAUGAUGCACAGGAGGCAGAUGAGCCACGUCAAGCAGUUUCUUCUUUUGCUCUUUCUAAACCUAAAUACAAGAAGGAAGACAGACUAAUGCUAAGAGACCUGAAAAUUUGGGUAGAACAAUUUGAACGAGACCUGACGAGGGCGCAAAUGAUAGAGACAAGCUUGCAAGAAAAAUACCAGUCAUUUAAGUAUUACAGAGUACAGUAUGAAGUAAAGAAGAAACAGAUUGAACUUGCAAUCCAGUCUUUAAGGAAGGAUGGCAAAUUGUCACUUGAUCAGGCCUUGGUCAAGCAGGCAUGGGACAGAGUUACUUCCCGGAUAUUUGAAUGGCACCUGCAUCUUGAUAAAUCUCUUCCUGCUCCUCUGGGUACAAUUGGUGCCUGGCUUUAUCGGGCAGAGACUUUUCUGAGAGAAGAAAUCAUCAUCCAGCAAGCUCAUGAGGAAACAGCAAAUAUGAUACACAGAAAACUAGAGCAGCAUAAGGAUGUGCUUAAAAAUGUAGAUGGCUACAGAAAAGCAUUCCAAGAAAUCCACAGAGCUCAAUCUGUCAAUGGAGUCCCUGUUCCAACAGAGCAGUUAGAUGAUAUGGCAGAGAGGUUCAGUUUUGUUGUCUCUACAUCUGAACUCCAUCUGCUGAAAAUGGAAUUCUUAGAGUUGAAGUACCGUUUGCUAUCUCUUUUGGUCCUUGCGGAAUCAAAAUUAAAAUCAUGGAUUAUCAAAUAUGGAAGAAGAGACUCUGUUGAACUACUUCUUCAAAACUAUAUGUCUGUUAUAGAAAAUAACAAAUUUUUCGAGCAGUAUGAAGUUACAUAUCAGAUCCUGAAAAAGGCAGCUGACAUGUAUGCAAAAGCUAACGGCUCUUCGGAAGAAAUAGAGAGUGUUACAAGAUUCAUGAACGAGACAACAACACAGUGGAGGCACUUGUCUGUAGAGGUGAGAAGUGUGAAGAGCAUGUUAGAAGAAGUCAUCUCUAACUGGGACCGAUACAGCAGUACAGUGGCCAGUCUGCAGGCCUGGCUGGAAGAUGCCGAAAAAAUGCUGAAUCAGCCUGAGCAUGCUAAAAAGGAUUUCUUCCGACAUUUACCACAGUGGAUGCAACAGCAUACCGCUAUGAAUGAUGCUGGUAAUUUUCUGAUUGAAACAUGUGAUGAGACUAUUUCCAGAGAUUUAAAACAGCAGCUGCUGUUACUGAAUGGACGAUGGAGAGAACUGUUUAUGCAAGUAAAACAGUAUGCUCAGACUGAUGAAUUAGACAGAAUAAGAAAAGAAUACUUGGAUGGUGUUGCAACCUUGUCUGCUUUCACAGAUGAAGCAAAGAGGAAAAUCUGUAUCCCGUUAGAAGUGUCCUUUCUAAAUGUCAACAUGUUUGUCCAAGAAAUAGAGGAUACUAAACAAAAAAUUCCUGUUAUGGAAUCUCAGUACAAAAUGGUUACAAGAACAGCACAGCUUGCUACCAAAGAAAUUCCACAAGAGGAAGUCCAUGAAAUGCUAGCAACAAUGUCAGGAAUCAAAGGAAAGCUCAGCAAGAUUAAUGAAUCCUGCCCAGUUGUUCUCUAUGAAUCUCAACAGCUACUUCCUCACUUGGAAGAAUUAGAGAAGCAAAUUACAAAUUUUUAUGAAUCUCUUGAAAAAGUCAAUGAAAUUAUUUCUGUCCUAGACCCUGAAGUACAGCCUGCUGAAGUUUUUAAACAACAACAUCAGGAUCUUGUAGCCUAUCAAGAAAAUUGCAAGAAAGCUUUGUCACUAAUAGAGAGAAAUAGCCAGAGCAUUGCAAAAUUGUUGGCUUCAAGUAAAGUUUUACAUCACUUCAGUCUAUCGGUUCUACAGAAGAAGGUCAAAGAAAUUCAAGCUGCUUUUCAGAACAUGGCAAAGAAGAUUGAUGACUGGAAGAAAAAUGUUGAGGCAAAUAGUCGUUUGAUGAAGAAAUUUGAAGAAUCUAGAACAGAAUUAGAAAAUGUUCUUCAGAUGGCCCAUUGCUGUCUAAAGGAAAGGGGCAAUCCUGAAGAACUUCUUCGGAAACAUACUGAAUUUUUCAGUCAUUUGGACCAGAGAGUGCUAAAUGCUUUCCUGAAAGCUUGUGAUGAACUUACAGACAUCCUUCCUGAGCAAGAACAACACACUCUUCAGGAAGCUGUUAGGAAACUACAUAAGCAAUGGAAGGAUCUCCAAACAGAAGCCCCAUACCAUUUGCUUCGCUUAAAGAUAGAAGUGGAGAAGAACAAAUUCCUAGCAUCAGUGCAAGAAUGCCACACAGAACUAGCUCGACAGCAAGACCUGAUGUCCAAGGAGAGCAGUGAGAAAGUAAUUAGGGAACACAAGUUGUUCUUUGGUGAUAAUGGGCCAUUACAACUAUGCGAGAAAAGAUUACAUCUGGUAAAAGAACUAUGCCUGAAACUUCCAGAAUGGGAUCCACUUAAGAAAACCUAUGAAAGUACCCAAAAAUGUCUCAGUGAACUAAAAUCCCAGGUUGCCAGCACCUAUACCAAACUAAUGGACCACCCAGAUAAAUGGAAAGACUACAAGAACAGAUUUUCUGAAUUAGAAAAUUGGAUUUCAUCAACGGAGUCCCAGCUUAAGAAGAUUAAAUAUGGUGCCACAGAUACUGCUAAAUAUAAACAUUUUAAAACAUCAAUAGAGGAAAUCAGACAAGAAGCUUGCAAGCAAGGAGAAACACUCAUCUGGUUGAAGUCUAGGCUUGCUGUCCUUUUUGAUGUCUCUUCUAAGGAAGAAACCAAAAAGCAAGAAGAUGAGCUUUCUAAACUUUCUGAUGACUUUAAGAGGAUCUUAUCAUUACUGACGGAGAUUGAGAAGACAUUGGGUGCUGUUGGUGAUUGUGUCCAGUACACAGAAGAAGUGAAAGGACAUUUGGAAGAAUUGAUCACAAAUUCAAAAGAAGCUCAAGAAGAGGUUGAGAGAAUUUUAGAUGUUGAAAGUUUAUUGCAGGCACAGCAACUCCUUCGAUAUCAUCAGCAAAAGACAAAGAGGCUGCAUGUAAAAAGGCAAGAUGUGGAACAGCAGAUUGCUCGAGGUAAGCAGUUACAGAUGGAAGGUGGCCUGUCUCCCACUGGGCAAGAAGAUUUAUGGAAAUUGGAGAGUACUUUAGAAGAUGUACAGCAAGCUAUGGAUAAAGAAGAAAAUCAGCUGAAGAUUACAGUAAACACAUGGGAGCAGUUCGAAAGAGACAAAGAAACAAUUGUAAAGUAUCUUAGUCAUGCAAGUUCUGCCCUUGAACGCAUUUUAAGCUUUAGCAGUUUAGAGAGUUUGUCUUCAGAACUAGAAAAAACAAAGGAACUUUCUAAGCAGACAGUAGCCAUGGCUAUGGAAGCUGAGAAUCUUGUCAAGAAGUCUUUUGCAAUACAACUUGGUGAGAAGAGCAAGCAAAACCUUCAGCAGGAAGCAAAGUCAAUCCAGGAACAACUUGAAAAAGUGGAAGCUACCAUUGAAGAAGAUAUUAAAACCAUGGAAAAGGUGAAAAACAAGUGGGAUCAGUUUGGCAAAAGUUUUGAAGCUUUGUCCAUCUGGAUUACUGAAAAAGAAAAAGAGCUGGAUACAUUGGAAACAUCAUCAUCUACCUUGGAUGUGCAAAUCAACCAAAUUAAGGUUAUGAUUAAAGAAAUAGAUGCCAAGGACAAUGAAAUUCCAAAACUAGAAGAAGAUGCUCAGUCAUUUUCACAGUAUCUAACAUCUGGAGAAUCAGCACAUAUUAAAGCCAAGCUGACACAGAUCAGAAGGUAUUGGGAAGAACUUCAAGAUCGUGCACAACAUCGGGAGGGAGCAAUCACAGGAAAGGCCUCAGUUCAGCAAAAAUUUGAGAAAAACCUCAGAACGUUCCAGCAAGACCUGUGCAAAUAUGAAGCCAAACUAGCAGAGCUUGACACUUCAUGCUCUUCAUCAGCAGAGACUUACAAGGUUCUGCAAGAUCUUAUGGAUCUCUCUCAAGCUGUAGAAAAAAUGAACCAAACACUGGCAUCUCUGUCCUCUGGUUCUCAUAAGAUCACAAAUAAAGAAAAAGCAAUCCAGGACGUUUUAAUGCUUCAGCAAAGACAUGAAAGUGUUAUGAGGCAAGCUAAGGAUAGACAAGCCUCACUGGAGACUCACCUAACACAAUGGCAGAGACUGGAGAAGGAGCUUUCCACCUUCUUAACCUGGUUAGAGAGAUGUGAAACUUCAGCCAAACCUACAGAGCAACAUGUUUCUGCUGACAGAGUAAAAUUGGAAAGUGAACUUCAAGUUAUCCAAAAUUUACAAGUUGAUGUUGCAUCCCAUGCUUCAUUAUAUGCCAGUCUGUUGAAGUUAAAUGAGUUGCUAAUUAAAACAAAUCCUAAUGAAAGUGUGAAAAAUUUUAAAAAAGACUUGGAGGAACUAGAUCGAAGAUGGAAAAUUCUACCUCAGAUGGUUAGCAAAAGGAUAAGUUUCCUCCAGUCUGUGAUUGGUGAACACAAGCAAUAUGAUGAGCUACUCCAAAAUUUUUCAGACUGGAUUAAACAAUUUCUUGGUAAACUCCAUAGUACAUCUGAGAUAAAUACAUCUGAUCAACAACCUGCUUUAUAUCACAACAAGGACCACAAAAAGGAAGUGGAAGGAAAGUACAAAGAACUGCAGAGUCUGAAGAGUCAUGUUGAAAAACUGUGCUCUUUCAGUCGGACAGAAGAUCACAGUAUGUUUCAGAAUAAGGCUGAAGACUGUGUCCAGCUCUACCAAGAGGCCAGUCAAGUAAUUAUCCGUCGGCAAGAUGUUCUUCCCCAUCUCAAGGCCUUUGUAGAACUUCAUUCUGCUGCAUUGCAUAUGCUUCAGCACUUGAGACAGACAGUAGAAACCACUGGAAACAUUAACAAAUCUAAAUCUGAAGUGCUAGAGAAGGAGUUGAGUGAUGCUAUUCAAGCUGUCAGCAAACUAGAAACUACAGCAGGCAGUUUGGAUGCAUCUCUUACUAAAGCCCAGUAUCAUCUGAAACAUGGAAGCUCUGAGCAAAGGACUUCCUGCAGGAAUAUUGCUGACAGUGUUUGUAUAGAACUGGAGUCAAUCCAGUCUUUGCUGGGAACUAAACAGAGUGAAGCAGAAGCCCUUGGAGCUCUGCAUGCAUCUGUCAAGGAGCGGAAAGAACACCUCUUAAAAAACAUUGAAGACCUUGAAGAAAGGGCUGACAAGGAAGGACUGAAAGAACCAACCCUUCAGGAGGUUCAGCAAAGAUUAAGAAUUUUUAAUCAAUUGGAUGAUGAACUAAAUUCACAUCAGCAUGAACUGAAAUGGUUGAUGAGCAAAGCAAAACAAAUUGCUCAGAAAGAUAUAAGCCUUGCUCCAGCAAUUGACAAAGAGAUUAAUUAUUUGGAAGCUGCUUGGGAAGAUACUAAGAAGCUAAUCCAGGAAAGACAGGAGCAGUGUUUUGUCCUUACUGACCUGAUGAGAAACUAUCAGAGCUUAAAAUCCACAGUAACAAAAGUCAUAGAGGUUGCCAGUAAUGUAGCAGUAACCAAGGCCACAGUAAAGGACCAAGAAGAUGUUAAAUGGGCUUUAUCAAAGCAUGAAGCAACCAGGAAUGAGCUAAAUGACAGACAGACAGAGCUUGAUGCUUUUAGUAGCAAGGGAAAACACUUGCUAGCAGAGCUGAAGAAGAUUCCAAAUUGUGACCCCUUGCUGAUUAAAACAGAUAUGGACAGUACUGUGGACAAAUGGCUAGAUGUUUCAGACAAGCUUGAGGACAGCAUAGAGAAGCUGAGAGUUAGCGUAUCACUGUGGGAGGAUGUGCUGACUGUUGGGAAUGAUAUUGACGGGUGGUGCAGUAAUUCCACCUCUCAGCUGAAUGACAUUGUAAACAACUUGACCACCUGCCAGAGAAAUGAGACAUUCCUAGAAGACUUUCAGUCUCAAAUUAAGCAGAAAGAGCAGGAUUUAGAGCAAAUCAGUUCAAAAAUAUCUGAGCUUAAACAGUUGGUUAAUACAGAAAACCUUCCUAUGAACCUUCAGUUUUUAGAAGUGGAUUUAAGGAAAAAAAUAGUGCAUGCCAAAGAAAUGUGUGAGACAGCAAAAGAAACAAUAAAAGAUUACAAUUCUCAGACAUGGCAGUUACAUAACUUUGUAACACAAAUGGAAAACUGGCUUACCAACAUGGAAGAAUCACUUUUAAGCUGCACUCAUAGCCAGGAUCCAUCAGGUCUAAGUACAGUCAAGGGGAUACAAAAGGAGCUUCAGCAACAGCAGGGCAAUUUUGAUUCUGCUCAGGAAACACUUAACAGCCUCUGUCGCAAAUAUCCAUCUGUGGAGCUGGAGACCAUUGGGGGCACUGUCACCUCACUGAUGAAGAAGUAUGAAGCCGUGAAUCAGUUAAAUUUGAAAACACAAGCUUCGAUGCAGGAGUUUCUGGAAAAACACUUCCAACAAUCUAUGCAUGGAUUUCAGGACUGGUAUUCUAAUCUGAAGACUGCUGUAAAAGGCUUAACUAUUACCUCUGGAGACAAUAAAGCCACAGAAGCAAAAUUCCAUGAACUUCAGAAAGUGUUAGAAUCUGUUAAUGAAGGAAAGAGCAAAUUGGAGGCUGCGUCCCAGGAAGGGGAACAUCUGUGUACAUAUCUACCCAAAUCAUCUGUGAUUAGCAUCCAAGAACAGAUAGCUAAAGCUCAUCAGGACUUUGAAGGGCUUCUGAAACAAUGCUUGAAAGAUAAGCAAGUUCUGGAAGAAUGUGUUGCAGAACUGGAAAGCUUUGAGGAUCUAUGUAAGAACCGAAGCCUGUGGCUUCAUGAAAUGGAGGAAAGGAUAAACACAGAAGCAUUGGGCGAGAGCAAACAACUCAUUCCUGACAAGAAAACUGAGGUGAAGAAGGUGGAAGCAUUUUUGCAUGAGAUUUUGACUGCAAGAGAAACCUUCGAUAAACUGACACAAAAGUCUCAGGUUUUAAAUGAGAAAGGGUAUAGUGCUGGGAGAGAAAUCCGUCUGGCUUCUCAGAUUUUUUCUGCUUAUCAGAAUCUGAUUAAAGCAGUAAAGGAGAAGCUGAAAGCCUCACAGGCAGCCCUCCAGGAGCACCAAGCUUUGGAAGAAGCUGUGCAAAGUAUGUGGAGCUGGCUGAAGGAUGUGCAAGAAAAGUUGGCAUCUGCAGAGGGCACCACCGGGAGCAAAGCUAUCUUAGAGAAACACCUCUUGCAAAUUCAGGAGAUCCUUUUAAUGAAAGGUGAGGGAGAGGUUAAGUUAAACAUGGCUAUUGGCAAAGGUGAACAAGCCAUUAAAAGCAGCAAUGAAGAGGGUCAGAAGGAAAUACAGAAUCAACUGAAAGCAUUAAAAGAUCUUUGGGGUAGCAUUAUCAGCACAUCAGUGACCUGUCAAAGUUUGUUGGAGUCUGUGGUUAAUCAAUGGAAUGACUAUCUGGAGAGGAAAAAUCAGUUUGACCAGUGGUUGGAGUCAGUAGACCAUAAAGUGGAACAGCCUUUGGACCCCCAGAAUGGCUUGAAAGAGAAGUUUUCCCAGCUGGACUAUUUCCAAGCUAUAGUUUCAGAAAUGGAAGAUCAUUCUAAGGAUCUGCAUCAGCUUAUAGGCAAGGCAAGAGAACUCCAUGAGAAAACUGAGGAUGAUUCUUUCAGAGAAGAUGCUCAAGAGGAGCUGAAGACACAAUUCAGUGAUAUUACAACUGUGGCCAAGGAAAAAAUGAGGAAAAUAGAAGAUAUUGUCAAGGACCAUUUACUAUACCUUGAUUCAGUACAUGAAUUUACAGACUGGCUACAUUCAGCAAAAGAGGAGCUUCACCGCUGGUCAGACACAUCUGGAGAUGCAGCAGCUUUAAGGAAAAAACUGGCCAAAAUCAAUGAGCUGAUAGAUUCCAGACAGACUGGUGAGAGCCGCCUAAACAGAGUUCAAAUGCUCUCUUCUGCUGUGAAACAGAACACAGCUACUCAGGGCUGCAAAGACAUAGAGGCUGAAAUGCAGGCCCUUCAGUCUGACUGGAAGCAGUGGGAAGGCAGCUUAUUCCAAACACAGAAGGACUUGCAGGAGCUGCAGAAUCAGAUGGCCUUGUCGGAGCAGGAGUUUACCAGGCAGGCUGCUCAUCUGGAAGAGGCCCUGCAGCACUUCAGCAUGCUGCUUAGCACCUGGUCGAAAAGCCUGACCCCUCUGGAGAGUAAGCACACAGACAAAGAAAUUGUGGAAUUCUGGCACCAAGAAAAGGAAAUGUUGGAUGAACUAACAAAGGCAGAACAUAUGAAUGAUGAUGUUAAGACCCAGUUAAAUGACCUUUGUCGAUUUUCCAAAGAUUUGAAUAUCUAUUCUGCAAAGGUAUCACAGUUAAUUAAAGAAUAUAACAGUCUUUGUCUUCAAGCUUCGAAAGGUUGCCUAAGUAAAGAGCAGGUCUUACAACAGAGAUUCAGAACAGCCUUCAGAGACUUUCAGCAGUGGCUAGUCAGUUCAAAAAUCACUACUGCCAAGUGUUUUGAUGCACCUCAAACUGUCAGUGAAGCUGCAGCAAACAUACAGAAAAUACAGGAAUUCUUAUCUGAAACUGAAAGUGGCCAGCAUAAAUUAAACUUGGUGGUGUCCAAAGGAGAACUAUUAACAUCUGUUUUGCCUAAAGAAAAAGCUAAAUCCAUCCAAACUAAAGUUGUCUCCGCUAAAGAGGAAUGGAAAAAAUUUAUCUCCAUGCUGCAUCAGAAGGAAACCACCUUGGAGAACUUAAAGGUUCAGAUGAAAGACUUUGAAACUAGUGCAGAUCCUCUUCAAGAGUGGUUAAAUGAAACCCAAAAGACAGUGCAAGAAAGCAGUAAUCGUCUUCAUGACCUCCCAGCUAAAAAGAGAGAACAACAAAAGCUACAGUCUGUCCUUGAGGAAGUAAGGUGUCAUGAAUCUCAGCUCAACAAGCUGAAAGAGAAAGCUCAGCAGCUUUGGGAAGAACAAGCUGCCAGCAAAAACUUCAUGCACAGAGUAUCUCAGCUAUCUUCUCAAUAUCUUGCUCUGAGCAAUGUAACAAAGGAAAAGGUCUCCAGAAUGGACAGAAUUGUAGCCGAGCACCAACAGUUCUCUCAUGAUCUGAAAGAGCUUCAGGACUGGAUGGCAGAUGCAAUUCAGAUGCUAGAAUCCUAUUGCCAUCCCACUGCUGAUAAAAAUGCCCUUGAUAGUAGAAUGGCAAAGCUUGAGGGACUGCUUUCAGUAAAACAAGAAAAAGAAAUCCAGUUGAAAAUGGUGCUGACAAGAGGAGAAUCUGUUUUGCAAAAUACAUCACUAGAAGGAGUGCCUAUAAUAGAACAACAAUUAAGAACUCUUAAGGACUCCUGGGCUUCCCUUUUGUCUGCUUGUAUUCAUUGUAAAAGCCACCUGGAAGGAGCACUCUCCAAAUGGACAAGUUAUCAGGAUGAUGUUCGACAGUUUACUAGCUGGAUGGACAAAGUGGAAGCAAUUAUAAAUGCUUCAGAAAGGCAAUGUGCUGAACUGAGGGAGAAAACAUCUUCACUUAGUAAAUCUAAGUUACUUAAGGAAGAAGUGUUUAGUCACAGUAAGCUGCUGGAGACUAUUGAAGUUAAAGGCAUGGGCAUGACUGAACAUUAUGUAACUCAACUGGAACUUCAGGACAUUCGAGAGAGAUACCAGUUCCUCAAAGACAGGAUAAUGGAGGCAAUAACUAAAGCUGAGGAAAUGGUUCAUCUCCAUAAUGAAUAUCAAAGGAACCUGAAGACCUUUGAAAUAUGGUUAGAAAAAGAACAGGAUAAACUCAACUGUUUAUCUCAUCUUGAAGGUGAUAUCGCGAGACAUGAAGCAACACUCCAUGAUCUCCAGGAAUUACAAGUGGAAUGUGCUGAAGGACAGGCAUUGCUUAAUGCAGCACUUCAUGUUAGGGAGCAAGUAGUCCCAUGGGGUAUACCCCAGUUGGAAGAUAGAAUACUAGAGUCUGUUCGUCAAGACUGGACAGUCUAUCAGCGCAAGCUUGCUGAGGUCAGAAGACAAUUAAAUACUAUCUUAAGCAAAGUAAGGCUCAUGGAGAAUAAAUAUCUGAAGGUGGAUGAAUGGCUCAAAAGUCUGGAGGAGAAAGUUAACAUCAGGACUGGCCGGCAAUCUGACAGAGCCACAAAGGAGAUGCAGCUGCAACAAAUGAAGAAAUGGCAUGAGGAAAUAACAGUAUAUAAAGAUGAAGUUGAAGAAGUAGGACUGUUGGCCCAGCAAAUUCUGGAGGAGAGUAAUACUUCUAGUAGGACAGGAAGACAAGCUGCCCACCUUGCAUCUCGAUACCAAGCCCUUAUUCUUCAUGUACUGGAACAAAUAAAAUUCUUUGAAGAAGAAAUUCGUACCAUUGAAGAAUCUGAACUUGCUUUCAUUACUUACAAAGACUGGUUUGGAACUACGCACAGAAAAUUCAGAAAUGUUGUCACAAAGUCUGAUGUGGUAGAUAAAGCAGCCAUGGAGAAGAAAAUGCAGAAACUUGAGGAUCUCAUGAGUGACAUGGAUGUUGGUCAUAAUUUGCUGAAAUCUGCUCGUGGGAAAGGAGAGAAAGCUAUAAAAUACAUGGAGGAAAAUGAAGCUGAACAGUUAAAAAGAGAGAUCAGUGAUUGUGUGGAGCAGCUUAAUGAGAUGACUUGCUCUAUUAGAAAAGAGCACACAACCUUAGAGAAGUGUCUCCACUUAACAAAGGAAUUUUUGGAUAAGUACAAAAUACAGACUCAGUGGCUGUCAGAGUACCAGAGUAUACUGCACACAACUGUAGAUCCCAAAAUGGAGUUGUUUGAGAAAAAGGCACAGUUAACCAAAUACAAGUCAGUCCAACAGACUGUACUGUCACAUGAACCUUCCAUAAAAACUGUGUCUGAAAAAGGAGAGUGCCUCCUUGAACUAGUGCAUGAUGCUAAUUUAGCAGAAAGCAUUCAAAAGCUUCAGACUGAAUACCAGGAGCUUUGCACCACAGCAAAGACACAAGUUGUAAGCUUGGAGGUAAAAGUAAAACAGCAUGAAGAAUAUAACAGUGAUUUACAAGAAGUGGAAAAGUGGUUGUUACAGAUGUCCAGCAGGCUUGUUACUCCAGACCUUAUGGAGAACAGUAAUCUAGAAAUUAUAACACAACAUUUAGCAAGUCACAAGGCAACGAUGGAAGAAAUUGCUGGAUUUGAAGAUCGCCUAAACAGCCUUAAAAACAAGGGAGAUUAUUUGAUUAAUGAGUGUGCAGAGCAUCUACAAGCAAAAUUUAAGCAAAAUAUAGAAACCCAGCUCCAGGGAACAAGGGAUAGCUAUUCAGCAAUAUGCAGCACAGCCCAAAGAAUGUACCAGAGUUUGGAGAAUGAACUCCAGAAACAUGUUAACCAUCAAGAUACUCUUCAGCAAUGUCAAGUUUGGCUGUCUGCAGUUCGUCCAGAGUUAAAGCCAAUUCCUCGUCCACCAUUCAGCUUGGCAGAUGCUGUUAAACAGGUUAAGCAUUUCAGAGCCCUGCAGGAACAAGCAAGCACCUAUUUGGAUCUUUUAUGUUCCAUGUGUGAUUUGUCUGACAGCACAGUGAAAAGUAUAGCAACAGACAUUCAACUAACAAAGCAAACGAUUGAAGAUCGAAUAAUGAACUCUCAGUACCUUGCUCAGGGCUGGGAAGAAAUAAAGCAAAUGAAAGCAGAAUUGUGGAUAUAUUUCCAGGAUGCCGAUCAACAACUGCAGAAUAUGAAGAGACGAGGGGCAGAACUAGAACUAAAUAUUGCUCAGAAUAUGGUUUUGCAGGUGAAGGAGUUUAGUCAGAAGCUGCAGUCUAAGCAGGCCACUUUAACCGCUUUAACUGAAAAGGUGAGCAAACUAACCCAAGGACAAGAGUCACCUGAGCACAAGGAAGUUGGACACCUGAGCAGUCAUUGGUUAGAUCUUUGUCUUCAAACUAGCAAUGUACUCCUACAUAGAGAGGAGGAUCUUCAGAGGACAAAGGAUUAUCACGAUCGCUUAAAUGUAGUAGAAGUCUUUUUGGAAAAGUUUACACAGGAAUGGGACCACUUGGCAAGGUCAGAUGCUGAAAGUACAGCUACACAUCUUGAAGCUUUGAGAAAGUUAGCAUUGGCUCUGCAGGAGAGACGAUUUGCUCUUGAAGACUUAAAAGAACAGAAACAGAAAGUGAUAGAACAUUUAAAUCUGGAUGACAGAGAUCUGGUAAAAGAGCAGUCAGGGCAUUUUGAACAGCGCUGGAUCCAGCUGGAGGACCUUAUUAAAAGGAAAAUACAACUAUCUGUCACCACUUUAGAAGAGUUGAGCAUAGUGCAGUCCAAAAUUCAGGAACUUAUGGAAUGGGCAGAAGAGCAGCAACCUAGCAUCUCUGAAGCUCUGAAACACAGCCCACCUCCUGAGCUGGCUCAGAACUUUCUCAUGGAUCAUCUAACCAUUUGCAGUGAAGUGGAAGCCAAACAGCUUGUUUUGAAAGGGCUCAUAAAGGAUGUAGAUAGAGUGAUGACUAAUUUAGGACUCAAUGAAAGAGAGAUGCUUCAGAAAUGUCUAUUGGAGGCCCAGAACCAUGUGGAUUGCCUUAGUGAACUGGUUGGGCAGAGAAGGAAACACUUGAAUAAGGCAUUAUCUGAAAGGACUCAGUUCAUCCUGGCAGCUUUUCAAGCCAUGAAUCAAAUUCAGCAACAUGAGAGAAAAAUAAUGUUCCAUGAACAUAUCUGUUUGUUACCAGAAGAUGUGAGCAAACAGAUCAGGACUUGUAAGGCUGCACAUGCAAGCCUGAAGGCCUAUCAGAGUGAAAUCUCUGGACUAUGGUCUCAAGGCCGGGAUCUAAUGAAGGACACAACAGAACAAGAGAAGAGUGAGGUGUUGAAUAAACUGCAAGAGCUACAGAACACAUAUGAUGCUAUUGUAGAAAAAUGUAGCCAGCGAUUAAUAGAACUGGAGAAACAUAUGGUUUCUAGGAAAUACUUCAAGGAAGAUUUGGAUAAAGCAUGUCACUGGGUGAAGCAAUCUGAUAUUGUCUCAUUUCCAGAAAUCAAUUUAAUGAAUAGCAAUUCUGAACUUUAUUCCCAGCUAGCAAAGUAUAAUCAGAUACUUGAGCAAUUCCCUGAAUAUGAAAAUCUUCUGCUGACGUUGCAAAAAGUUGGCCAGGAGAUUUUACCAUCACUUAACGAAAUGGACCAUUCCUAUCUUGAAGAAAAACUUAAUGCCUUGCCUCAACAAUUCAGUGUAAUAAUUGCUUUAGCUAAAGAUAAAUUCUGCAAAGUCCAAGAAGCAAUUUUGGCCCGUAAAGAAUAUGCAUCCUUAAUUGAAUUGACAACAAAGGCACUGUCUGAACUGGAAGAUCAGCUUAUGAGCAUGCAUAAGACUCCUUCUACUCUAUUAGCUGAAGAAGUUGUUUCACUUCAACAGGAUUACAGAAAUGUUUUAACUGAAGUUGUAAACCUUGGUGCUGCAGUAGAUGAAUUAAACCAGAAGAAGGAAGCAUUUCGGAGCACUGGGCAACCAUGGCUACCAGAAGAGAUGCUGCAGCUAACUACUCUGUAUCACAAACUAAAAAGGCAAAUAGAACAGAAGGUGAACCAGUUAGAUGAUAUGAUGGAAGCCUAUCAGGAACAUGAGAAAAUGUGUGAGCAGCUGGAGAUACAGCUAAAUUCUGUAAAAGAGGAACAAGCAAAAUUGAAUGAAGAAACACUGCCAGCAGAGGAAAAGUUGAAAAUGUAUCAUUCUUUGACUGGCAGCCUGCAAGAUACCGGAAUCCUUUUGAAACGCAUUGCAGAACAUCUUGAGAUGCUUUCUUCCCAGCUUGACCCAUCUGUUCAUGAAGGAGCAAAUAAUCAGGUGCGAACCUGGCAAGAGAUGCUAAAAAACAUUACAACUGCCAUUGGUGAUACUGUGAUGGAAUGUGAAAACAGGCUGGUGCAAAGCAUAGAUUUCCAAACAGAAAUCUGCCGUUCACUUGAGUGGCUGAGGCACAUCAAGGCAGAAUUAAAUGACCCCUUGAACAUAGAUUUAAAACUGAAUGUUAUUCAAGAAGAGAUCCGCAAAGUUCAGAUCCAACAAGAAGAAGUCCAGUCCAGCCUGAGGAUAAUGAGAGCACUAAGUAAUAAAGAAAAGGAGAAGUACAUCAGAGCCAAAGAGCUGAUACCUGCUGACUUGGAAAACAGUCUUGCUGAGCUAUCUGAACUUGAUGCAGAAGUCCAAGAAGCAGUACACAUGAGGCAGGAGAAAUUGUCCAAAUUGUAUAGUCUGUGCCAAAGAUAUUACCAUGUUACUCAGACUGCUAGCGACUGGCUUGAAGAUGCCCAGGAAUUACUACAAUUAGUACGAAAUGGCCUUGACAUGGAAAACUCUGAGGAAAAUCUAAGGAACCAUAUAGAAUUCUUUAGUACUAAAAAACAAUUCAAGGUCCAUUUGCAAGAACUAUGGAAACUUGUCUUUGACAUGGAACCAUUUCUACAAGCCAUAGGAAAAGAAGAGUUGACCAAGAAAAUUGAGGCUUUAGAGGAAAAGGAAAGGGAAACAGAACAAGAAGCACAAUCCCAGAAGGAGUUAUUACAAAGAUGUGCUUCCCAGUGGCAAGAAUACCAGGUAGCAAGGCAGCAUGUUAUUGACUUGAUGAAUGAGUCUGAGAAGAAAUUAUCUGAAUUUUCUGUAGCAAAAGCUACUUCCAUACUUGAAGCAGAAGAAAAAUUAAUCUCACACAAGUCACUAGUGUCUACAGUGAACUCUUUUCAUGAGAAAAUUACUUCAUUGGAGGAAAAAGCAUGCCACUUGGAGAAAAUGGGGAAUGAUGCUAGCAAGGCAACAAUAAGUAGGUCCAUGACAACUGUCUGGCAGCGCUGGACAAGGCUCCGAAGUGUUUCCCAAGAGCAAGAAAGGAUUUUGGAUGAAUCAAUGCAGAAAUGGAAUGAAUUUAAUGAUAAGAUCCAAAAAGCAACAGACACGCUUGAUCAUCUGCAAGAUCGAUUACCAGAGAGCUCAGUAGAAAAGGCUUCAAAGAAUGAACUGCUGGAUCUUUUAGAUUAUCACAGUAAUUUCAUUCUGGAACUGGAACAGCAAUUAUCAUCUCUGGGACUGCUCAAGCAGCAUGCUUUUAGCAUGCUCCGGGAUACAGAAGUAGCUCCUGCAUCUCAAGAACAAAUGCCCAUCAUGCAGGAAAUCAAAGCAAUGCAAGACAGAUGCCAUAACAUGCAACAAAAAGUUAAAAGAAGUGAGAAAGUCAUUAAAAAAGAAUUGAAGGAGCGUGAAGAAGUUGAAAGAGAGAUUAAUAAAGUCAAGUCUUGGAUUCAGGAAGCUAAAGAAUAUUUAUUGAAUCCUGCAACAGAAGUAAAUACUCAACUUGAGGAAUUGCAGGCCCUCGUGAUUGAAGCAACUAUUCAUCGUCAGGCUGUUGAAAAAAUGGCUGAACAGCAGCAGAAUAAAUAUUUGGGACUAUAUACCAUUUUACCAUCUGAGCUUUCUCUUCAAUUAGCAGAAGUGGGACUGGCACUUGUAAAUAUACAUGAACAGGUUCAAGCCAAAGAAAAAGAAGCUCAACUGAGCAAGACAUUAAAUCAAGAAUUUGGUCAGAAGAUUCAAGAGAUAGCCAAUGAGCUCAAUUCCAUUCUAGUGAAACUGAAAGAAAAGACAAGCAAUAUAACGCAAGCUAAAAUAGAUCAAAGGGUCCUGGGUGAGGAAUUGGACAGCUGUAACAUCAAGCUAAUGGAACUAGAUGCAGCUGUCCAGGACUUUGCAGAGCAGAAUCCUCAGCUGUCUAAACAGCUCACUAGCAAGAUAGGCAAGCUGACAGAACUUCACCAGCAAACUAUUAGGCAGGCUGAGUACAGGGCAUCCAAACUGAAUCAGGCCAUUUCACAUUUAGAAGAAUAUAACGAGAUGCUUGAAUUCAUACUGAAAUGGAUUGAAAAAGCCACUAUUUUAAUACAUGGUAACAUCAUAUGGAAUUCUGCUGCUCAGCUUCGUGAUCAAAUUAUGUCUCAUCAGACAAUGCUUGAAGAAUCUGGUGAGAUCCAUGGAGAUCUUGAAGCCAUGAAUGAAAAGACGGAAUAUCUGGCAAGUGUCUAUUUAACUGAAGGGAUGUCUCAGCAAGUAUCAGAGCUUGGGCGACAGACUGAGGAGUUACAGCAAGAGAUCACAAAGAGGCUACAGAAUAUUCAGGACGCAGCCAAGGAUAUGAAGAAAUUUGAAACGGAGGUAAAGGGUCUUCAAGCAGCUUUAGAGAAAGCCCAGGCCACUCUAACAUCUUCAGAAGUUGGUCGUUUGAGUCUGAAAGAACAACUUUCUCACCGACAGCAUCUGCUUUCUGAAAUGGAGUCACUGAAGCCAAAGGUUCAUGCAGUGCAUGUCUGUCAGAGUGCUUUACGAAUUCCUGAAGAAGUGGUCACAAGCCUACCAAUAUGUCACACUGCCCUCAGGCUGCAGGAGGAUGCCAGUCAUCUACAGCACACAGCUAUCCAGCAGUACAACAUAAUGCAGGAAGCAGUAGUACAGUAUGAGCAAUAUGAACAAGAAAUGAAACAUUUACAACAACUGAUAGAGAGAGCACAUCGUGAGAUCCAGGACAAGCCUAUAUCAACAAGUAAUAUCCAAGAAUUGCAAGCCCAAAUUUCACGCCAUGAGGAACUGGCACAGAAGAUCAAAGGUUACCAGGAGCAAAUAGCAUCACUGAAUUCCAAGUGCAAGAUGCUAACAAUGAAAGCCAAGCAUGCCACUAUGCUGCUGACAGUGACAGAAGUGGAAGGACUUUCAGAAGGAAUGGAGGAGCUGGAUUCAGAAGAACUGCUCUCAGCACACACAACUCACCCCUCCGUUGUCAUGAUGACUGCUGGUCGCUGUCACACUCUUCUGUCACCUGUUACUGAGGAAUCUGGGGAAGAGGGAACCAACAGUGAGAUUUCUUCUCCACCUGCCUGUCGUUCUCCUUCACCUGUGGCUAAUACAGAUGCUUCAGUUAACCAGGACAUUGCUUAUUAUCAAGCCUUAUCUGCUGAACAGUUGCAGACAGAAGCUUCCAAGAUUCAGCCCAGCACCUCGUCCACUCAGGAGUCCUGUGAACCAGGAUUAGAAUCAACCACCAGUACUAGAUUGGAUGAUUUGCAGCGUUCUUGGGAAACACUAAAGAAUGUGAUUAGUGAAAAGCAGCGCACCCUCUAUGAAGCCCUUGAACGUCAGCAGAAGUACCAAGACUCUCUCCAGUCUAUAUCAACAAAAAUGGAAGCAAUUGAGGUGAAAUUAAAUGAGACUCUGGGAGCAGACAAGAGUCCAGAGAGUCAGAUGGCUGAACAUCAGGCUUUGAUGGAUGAAAUUCUGAUGCUUCAGGAUGAAAUCAGUGAGUUACAAACAUCAUUAGCAGAAGAACUGGUGACUGAACCACUGGAUACAGAUGCUGCUGAUCAACUGGCUUUGCAGUCUACCCUCACUGUGUUAGCAGAGAGGAUGGCCACCAUUAAGAUGAAAGCUUCAGGAAAACGGCAGCUGUUAGAGGAGAAACUCAAUGAGCAGCUAGAAGAACAACGGCAAGAACAGGCUCUGCAAAGAUACCGUUCUGAAGCAGAUGAACUGGACCACUGGCUCUUGAAUACAAAAGCCACACUAGAUACCACCUUGGUUACUGCUGAAGAACCUAUGGAUAUGGAUGCUCAGCUGGUUGAUUGCCAGAACAUGCUUGUGGAAAUUGAACAGAAGGUGGUAGCUUUGUCUGAGCUGUCAGUGCAUAAUGAAAACCUUCUCAUGGAAGGAAAAGCUCAUACCAAGGAUGAGGCUGAGCAGCUGGCAGUAAAGCUAAGGACACUAAAGGGAAGCCUUUUGGAGCUGCAGAGAGUCCUCCAUGACAAGCAGAUCAACAUCCAACAGGGAGUUUUACAGGAAAAGGAGGAGUGUGAAUUGGAUCUGGUCACCUCUCAAAGUCCUAGUGUGCAAGAAUGGCUGGCACAAGCACGGACAACCCGUUCACAGCAACAACAGAGCAGCCUACAGAGACAGAAAGAACUAGAGAAAGAGCUAGCAGAGCAAAAGAAUCUACUUCGCUCCGUGGCAAGUCGUGGAGAAGAAAUUCUAACCCAGCACUCCAUUCCAGAUAACCUUGGUCCUAGGGAGCCAGAUGUAUUAACACAGGAGUUGGGUUUAGAAGGAGAGAAGCCUUCCAUUGAAAAUCAAAUGAAAAUGAAGUGGGAAAGCCUUCAUCAGGAAUUUGGCAUUAAGCACAAACUUCUGCAAAAUGCUCUGGAACAAGAACAGGAGCAGCCACUCUACAGUAGACCAAACAAGCUUAUGUCUGGUGUGCCAUUGUACAAACAAGAAGGACAGACUCAAGAUAAACCAUCAGUAACCUCCUUGUUGGUUGGUUUGAAUGAGGCUUUUGAAGAAGUUUCUUCCCAGCCUGGAGGUUCAGAAAAGGAGAGCCUACUCUUUGAGCAAAAAUUGUACAGUGGUGUAUCAUCUACCUCUUCCUGGCUAGAUGGUGUUGAAGAGCACUUGUUUGUUGCCACAGCUCUGCUACCUGAAGUAACAGAAACUUGCCUCUAUAAUCAGGAAGUUCUUGCAAAAGAUAUUAAAGAGAUGACAGAAAAAAUGGAUAAGAACAAGGAUUUGUUUUCCCGUGUGUUUCCUGAGACUGCGAAUAACAGAGAUGUUAUAAAGGACACCUUGGAUUGUUUACUAAGAAGACUAAGAUUACUGGAGACACUAGUAAGCCAAAAGUGUCUAGACAUGAAAGAGAGACUUCAGCACAUACUAAGUUUUCAGAAUGACCUGAAAAUGAUGUUUGCAACGUUGGCUGAUAACAAGUAUAUUGCCCUGCAGAAACUAGCUGAAGCAGUUGAAUGUCCUGAAACAGAACAGAUACAGGCUAUUCAACAAGCAGAAGAUGGAUUGAAAGAAUUAGAUGCACGAAUCUGUGAAUUAAAGAAACGUGGAGAUAAAUUGCAGAUUGACCAGUCAUCCAUGCAAGAGUUAUCUAAACUUCAGGACAUGUAUGAUGAGCUUAUAAUGAUCAUAGGAACACGGCGCAGUGGACUGAACCAAAAUCUGGCACUUAAGGGUCAAUAUGAACAGGCGCUGCAGGAUCUGGCUGACCUGAUUGAAACUGGCAAAGAAAAGAUGACAGCUGACCAGAAAAUGAUUGUCUCAUCCAAAGAGGAAGUUCAAGUGCUUCUUGACAAGCAUAAGGAAUAUUUUCAAGGACUGGAGUCACACAUGAUCCUAACAGAAACACUUUUCAUGAAGAGAAGCAGCUUUGCGUUUGUAAAGGAAACUCAGUUCCAUGUAGAGUUGAUGGCACAGGCCUCUGCUGUGCUAAAACAGGCUCAUAAGAGGGGAGUGGAGCUGGAAUAUAUUCUAGAGACUUGGACACAUCUGGAAGAGGAUUAUCAGGAGCUCAUAAGGCAGCUGGAAAGUAUUGAAACUAGCAUUCCUGGUGUUGGUUUGGUAGAGGAGUCUGAGGAGAGGCUUGCAGAUCGCAUUACACUGUAUCAGCAUCUUAAAACUAGCCUGACUGAAUAUCAGCCCAAACUUUACCAAGUAUUGGAUGAUGGGAAAAGAUUACUGUUCUCUGUUACCUGUUCAGAACUGGAAGCUCAACUAAACCAGCUAGGAGAACAUUGGUUAAAUAAUACUAGUAAGGUCACCAAGGAGCUGCAUAGGCUGGAAACCAUACUUAAACACUGGACAAGAUAUCAAAGUGAAUCUACUGAGCUUAUUCAUUGGCUCCAAUCAGCAAUGGAGCGUCUGGAGUUUUGGACCCAGCAAUCUGUUACAGUACCCCAAGAACUUGAAAUGGUUCGAGAUCACUUGAAUGCCUUUUUGGAAUUUUCAAAAGAGAUUGAAGCCAAAUCAUCACAGAAGUCCACUGUUUUGAGCACUGGAAAUCAACUUCUUCGGCUAAAGAAAGUGGAUAUUGCAUCUUUGCGAGCAGGCUUGUCACAGAUUGACAAUCAGUGGACAGAGUUGCUCACACAGGUUCCUGUAGUGCAAGAAAAACUGCACCAGCUUCAAAUGGACAAGCUUCCUUCUCGACAUGCCAUCACAGAAGUCAUGAGUUGGAUUUUACUGAUGGAAAACAUAAUUGCUGAGGAUGAAGAAAACAUAAAAAAUGUAGUAGGACACAAAGCUAUUCAGGAUUAUCUUCAGAAAUAUAAGGGCUUUAAGAUUGACAUAAACUGCAAACAAUUAACCGUGGACUUUGUGAAUCAAUCAGUACUGCAGAUUAGUAGUCAGGAUGUGGAAAGUAAACGCAGUGACAAGACUGAUUUUGCAGAACAACUUGGGGUGAUGAACAGACGCUGGCAAGUUCUCCAAGGUCUUAUAACAGAAAAGAUUCAGUUGCUGGAAGGUUUUCUGGAAUCUUGGACAGAAUAUGAAAAUAGUGUUCAAUGCCUGAAAACUUGGUUUGAUGCUCAGGAGAAGAGGCUUAAGGAACAACGGAGAAUUGGAGACCAGGCUUCAGUUCAAAAUGCUUUGAAAGACUGUCAGGAACUUGAAGAGCAAAUAAAAGCAAAGGAAAAAGAAGUUGAAAAAGUAGAACAGAGUGGGCUUUUUCUGAUACAAAAUAAAAAAGAAGAAGUCUGUGCUGUUGUCAUGGAUACCCUGCAAAAAUUAAACCAUUCUUGGGCAAGUUUGGACCACAUGGUUGGCCAACUUAAAAUAUUGUUGCAAUCUGUCCUUGAUCAGUGGAGCAUUUACAAAGCAGCUUAUGAAGAACUGAAUAGCUACCUGAUGGAAGCCAGAUAUUCUCUCUCUCGUUUUCAUCUCCUUACAGGUUCUUUGGAAGCAGUGAAAGUCCAAGUAGACAACUUUCAGAACUUGCAGGAUGAAUUGGAAAAACAAGACCAUCGCUUACAGAAAUUUGGAUCAGUGACAAAUCAGUUAUUGAAAGAGUGUCACCCACCUGUUACAGAAGCACUUAACAAUACUUUAAAAGAAAUGAACCUGAGGUGGAACAAUCUUCUAGAAGAGAUUGCUGAGCAUUUGCACUCCAGUAAGGGGCUACUUCAACUCUGGCAAAAGUACAAAAACUAUUAUACGCAGUGUUCGUCUACUGUUCAACAGUACGAGGAUCGAACAAAUGAACUUUUGAAGGCUGCAUCCAACAAGGAAAUUACUGAUGAUGAAGUGACUGCCUGGAUUCAUGAUUGUAAUGACCUCCUUAAAGGGAUGAAGACUGUGCAAGAUUCUCUGUUUGUUCUGCAUGAACUGGGGGAACAGCUGAAGCAACAGGUGGAUCAUUCUGCUGCUGCAGCCAUCCAGUCUGGUCAGCUGUCUCUAAACCAGAAUAUAUCUUCUUUAGAACAGUCUCUCAGCAGGCAGAAGUCCACAUUGCAGGCUGGAGUUCAAGACUACCAGACAUUUACAAAGAACUUAGGAGGACUAGAGGGCUGGAUAACACAAGCUGGAGAAGUACUUAAAGCACAAGACCCAAGCCAUUCAUCUGACCUAUGCAUAAUCCGUAAUAGGAUGGAAGAACUAAAAUGCCAGAUGUUAAAAUUCAGCAGCAUGGCACCAGACUUGGAUCACCUGAAUGAGCUUGGUUAUAGAUUACCUCUGAAUGAUAAAGAAAUCAAAAGGAUGCAAAAUCUGAAUAGGAACUGGUCUAUGAUUUCUUCACAAACUACAGAAAGAUUCAGUAAGCUACAGUCCUUCAUGCUGCAGCAACAGACCUUCCUAGAGAAAUGUGAGACUUGGAUGGAGUUCUUGGUUCAAACUGAGCAGAAACUGGCUGCAGAGAUUUCAGGAAAUUACCAGCUUCUUUUGGAACAACAAAGGGCCCAUGAGCUAUUCCAAGCAGAGAUGUUUAGUCGCCAACAGAUUUUACAUUCCAUUAUUAUGGAUGGUCAGCAUCUUCUUGAACAAGGGCAAGUGGAUGACAGGGAUGAAUUUAAUCUUAAACUAGCCCUACUCAGUAAUCAGUGGCAGGGGGUGAUUCGCAGAGCGCAACAGAGACGAGGCAUCAUUGACAGUCAAAUUCGCCAGUGGCAACGUUACAGGGAGAUGUCAGAAAAACUGCACAAGUGGCUGGUGGAAGCAUCUUGCCAGACAGCAAGUGGGCUUGGCACUGUUCCUAUCCCACUGCAGCAAGCUAGAGCCCUGCUAGAUGAAAUACAGCUGAAAGAGAAAGUUCUCCUUCGCCAACAAGGAAGCUACAUUUUAACAGUGGAAGGUGGGAAGCAGCUCUUACUCUGUGCUGAUGGUGAGACAGAAGCAGCCCUACAGACAGAACUCUCAGAAAUCCAGGAACGUUGGAAAUUAGCCAGCCUGAGGCUUGAGGAACAGAAGAAGCAACUUAUGUUCUUGCUAAAGGAUUGGGAAAAAUGUGAAAAAGACAUAUCAGAUUCUCUGGAAAAGCUAAAAUCUUUCAAAAGAAAACUAUCUCAACCUUUGCCAGAGCAUCAUGAUGAACUCCAUACAGAACAAAUUCGUUGUAAGGAGCUAGAGAAUGCUGCUGAGGGAUGGACGGACGAUCUUUCCCACUUGAAUUUGUUAAAGGAGACUCUGUCUGCUUACAUCAGUGCAGAUGACAUUUCAGUCCUCAGUGAGCGCAUCGAGCUGCUGCAUAGACAUUGGGAAGAAUUGUGCCAUCAGGUUUCAUUGAGGCGACAGCAGGUGACUGAGAGGCUGAAUGCAUGGGCACUCUUCAGUGAGAAGAAUAAAGAGCUCUGUGAGUGGUUGACGCAAAUGGAGAGUAAAGUUUCACAGAAUGGAGAAAUCCUCAUUGAAGAAAUGAUAGAGAAACUUAAAAAGGAGUAUCAAGAUGAAAUUGCAGUUGCCCAAGAGAAUAAAAUCCAACUCCAACAAAUGGGAGAACGACUUGCUAAAGCAAGUCAUGAAAGCAAAGCUGUUGAGAUUGAGUAUAAACUUGGCAAAGUGAAUGACAGGUGGCAGCAUCUCUUAGAUCUCAUUGCAGCCAGGAUGAAGAAGCUGAAGGAAACACUGGUGGCUGUUCAGCAGUUGGAUAAGAACAUGAGCAUCUUGAGAUCUUGGCUUGCCCACAUUGAGUCAGAGUUGUCCAAACCCAUUGUCUAUGAAACCUGUGACUCCGAGGAGAUUCAAAGGAAACUAAAUGAACAGCAGGAGCUGCAAAGAGACAUAGAAAAGCACAGCACUGGAGUUGCAUCUGUCCUCAACCUUUGUGAAGUCCUUCUCCAUGACUGCGAUGCUUGUGCAACUGAAACAGAAUGUGACUCCAUCCAACAGGCCACACGAAACCUGGACCGAAGAUGGCGGAACAUCUGUGCCAUGUCAAUGGAAAGACGGCUCAAAAUUGAAGAAACAUGGCGACUGUGGCAAAAGUUCUUGGAUGAUUAUUCUCGAUUUGAAGAUUGGCUGAAAAUUUCUGAAAAGACUGCUGCUUUCCCUAGUUCUUCUGGUGUACUAUACACAGUUGCUAAGGAAGAACUAAAGAAAUUUGAGGCUUUUCAGAGACAAGUGCAUGAAAGCCUGACUCAGUUGGAACUGAUUAACAAGCAGUACCGUCGCUUGGCUCGGGAAAACCGCACUGAUUCUGCUUGCAGCCUGAAACAGAUGGUCCAUGAAGGAAAUCAGAGAUGGGACAAUUUGCAAAAACGAGUGACUUCCAUCCUCCGCAGACUUAAACAUUUCAUUGGCCAGCGUGAAGAGUUUGAGACAGCACGUGACAACAUUUUGGUCUGGCUAACAGAGAUGGACCUACAGUUGACCAAUAUUGAACACUUCUCUGAAUGUGAUGUUCAAGCAAAAAUAAAACAACUCAAGGCCUUUCAGCAGGAGAUCUCACUGAACAACAACAAAAUUGAGCAGAUCAUUGCCCAAGGUGAGCAACUGAUAGAAAAAAGUGAACCCCUGGAUGCAGCUGUCAUUGAAGAAGAACUGGACGAGCUCCGACGAUACUGCCAGGAGGUCUUUGGCCGGGUGGAACGGUAUCAUAAAAAAUUAAUCCGUCUCCCUCUCACAGAUGAUGAACAUGACCUCUCUGAUCGUGAAGUGGAUUUGGAUGAAUCAGCAGAUCUUUCAGACACACACUGGCAUGACAAGUCUGCAGACAGUGUUCUUUCCCCUCACCCUUCCUCCAACCUUUCACUGUCCCUUCCCCAGCCACUUCGAAGUGAAAGGUCAGGCCGGGAUACUCCUGCUAGUGUAGAUUCCAUCCCCUUGGAAUGGGAUCAUGACUAUGACUUGAGCCGUGACCUGGAAACAGCAGUGGCAAGAGCAUUGCACUCUGAGGAAGAAGAAGGCCAGGAAGACAAAGAGUUCUAUCUCAGAGGAGCAGCUAGUCUGGCAGGAGAACCAAGUUCCUUGGAAACACACAUCCGUCAGCUUGACAAGGCUUUAGAUACCAGUCGUUUCCAAAUACAGCAAACAGAGAACAUCAUCCGUAGUAAAACACCAACAGGGCCUGAGCUAGAUUCUAGCUACAAGGGAUAUAUGAAGCUUCUAAGCGAGUGUAGUGGGAGUAUAGAUUCUGUAAGGAGGCUUGAGCGCAAACUGAAAGAAGAGGAGGAGAGAUUAUCUGGAUUUCUUAACCUGAACAGUACAGAAACACAAACAGCUGGUGUGAUUGAUCGAUGGGAAUUAAUUCAGGCCCAGGCCUUGAGUAAAGAACUGAGGAUGAAACAAAAUCUUCAACAGUGGCAGCAAUUCAGCUCUGACCUAAACAAUGUAUGGGUUUGGCUGGGUGAGACUGAAGAGGAGUUGGAGCAAUUGCGCUGCCUUGACCUCAGCACAGACAUACAAACCAUUGAACUCCGGAUUAAAAAAUUGAAAGAACUUCAGAAGGCUGUUGAUAACCGCAAAGCCAUCAUUUUGUCAGUCAAUCUAUGCAGCUCAGAAUUUAUGCAGUCUGACAGUGAAGAAAACAAGAAGUUGCAAGAAAGACUCUCUCAGAUGAACAUGCGUUGGGACCAUGUCUGCACUAUGCUCGAAGAAUGGCGUUGUUCACUGCAGAAUGCUCUAAUGCAAUGUCAGGAUUUCCAUGAGAUGAGCCAUGGUUUAUUGCUGUGGCUGGAGAAUAUUGACAGAAGAAAAAAUGAGAUUGUACCUAUCAAUCCAAAUCUGGAUUCUGACACACUGCAAGAUCAUCACAGACUCCUAAUGCAAAUACGACGUGAGCUGCUAGAAUCUCAGCUGAAAGUGGCAUCUCUUCAAGACAUGUCUUGCCAACUCCUAGUCAAUGCUGAAGGCAAGGAUUGUCUAGAAGCCAAAGAAAAGGUCCAUGUUAUUGGAAAUAGGCUCAAAAUCCUUCUCAAAGAGGUCACACAUCACAUUAAAGAGCUAGAGAAAAUUCUAGAUAUUUCUAGCAAUCAGCUGGAUCUCUCCUCGUGGUCAUCAGCUGAUGAACUGGACACUUCAGGAUCUCUCAGUCCAGUAUCUGGAAGGAGUACUCCAAGCAGACAGAGAACGCCACGAGGCAAAUGUAAUGUCUCACAGCCUGGACCCUCUGUCAGCAGUCCACAUAGCAGGCGCACAAGAGGUGGCUCCGAUUCCUCCCAUUCUGAGUGUCAGCUAGUUCGGCGGCGGCAGCAACAGCAAUGUUUCUUCCUCAGGGUCCUCAGAGCUGCUCUCCCACUUCAACUUCUUUUGCUAUUCCUGAUUGGUCUUGCCUGCCUGGUACCGAUGACAGAGGAAGACUAUAGCUGCACCCUCUCAAAUAACUUUGCACGCUCCUUUCAUCCUAUGUUAAGAUAUACCAAUGGCCCACCACCUUUAUGAAGCAGCUGAGGAGAUGACAGGGAUGUAGGGUACAUUUCCUGUGCAGGUACACCCAAUGCAAUAGCUUUCCUGUAACCUCUGUGCCCAAGAGAAGAUGAAUCCUUGGCAUUAUUAAAAACAUACCAGUAUAAACAUGAGUCAUGCAUUAUGUGAGUAACAAAACUCAUAUCUCUGGCACUGAAAUAUUUGAAUAUAUGAAAUAAUUGAUACCAUCUUUAUUUUCCAGCUAAUGUUCUGUGUUUUUCAUCCACUUUUAUAAGUUGGGCUGGUGCCCUGUACUAUGCAUAGCCAAGGACUUCAGUCUAAAGGAAGACCUUUCCUGUGUACUCAUCAAAACAAUCUCUUAGACUUUUCUUAUCUACAACUAUUGGCAUUUUACAGUAUACAGAAAUAUAUGUGUGUAUAUACAUAAACAAACUGUGCUAAAGCAAUUUUAGAUACUAUUGUAACAUAAAAUUUUAAAGAGCUUGUAAGGCGAUGUAUUAUUUUCCCCAUUUUUUGUGGGGUUUUGGGGUGAGGCAUGAUGUUCUAACCUUGGCUUUGAAUGCACAAGCUGUAAAUCUGAAUGGCACUUUUAUAGUUUAAAAAAUAAUAAUGGAUGUAAUAAAUGAAAUCCUUGGAGGCUCUAUGAACAAGCCAUGAAUGUUAAGUAUUAAAAACAUAUUUAUGUAUGUACAGUUU
Molecule: messenger RNA, 27513 nt
Organism: Sceloporus undulatus (fence lizard)
Lineage: Eukaryota; Metazoa; Chordata; Lepidosauria; Squamata; Phrynosomatidae
Gene: SYNE1
Product: spectrin repeat containing nuclear envelope protein 1
Cellular component (GO): membrane
Molecular function (GO): protein binding
Source: RefSeq, a predicted model, not a curated record